Messenger RNA from Vitis vinifera (wine grape), 5076 nucleotides. Its product is annotated as disease resistance protein RUN1. The transcript has 6 exons. NCBI's taxonomy places the organism in Eukaryota, Viridiplantae, Streptophyta, Magnoliopsida, Vitales, Vitaceae. The coding region runs from base 1134 to 4988 and encodes 1284 amino acids. Gene Ontology annotation, molecular function: ADP binding. Gene Ontology annotation, biological process: signal transduction; defense response. The record is from RefSeq and is a predicted model, not a curated record.
ACCCUCCCCUCGCGGCCGCCCCUGUCUAAGCUCCAGCGCCAGCCGCCCACUCUUGCCGCCGGCCCGCUUUACAUAUAUCUAUAUAUUGGGACCGAAAUCAACAGCAAUUCCUUUUCAUUUCAUUUUUUUGGUCCUCUAUUUCCUUUUCUCUUUUCAGUUCUCGAUCUCCUUCUCCUAUUCUCUUCUCUGUUUCUCUUCCCCUCUUGUUCUCUGUUUCUCUUCCAAGAUCCAAACUUUUAUUCACUAAGGUUGAACUAUUUCACCCUUCCAAGAUCAAAACAUUACUGACUGAGGCCAAAAUCCAGAUCUGUGGUUGUUGUAGAGAUUUCAAGUUAGGGUUUCAGUUUUUGUUGUUCUUUUUAUUUUUUGCAUUUUUGGUCUUUUGUGUUAAUGUUUAUGUUUUGUUGGUUUCUGGGAAAUCCUAGAAUUUAUGGGGGUUGGUUUUGGCUUUGAAAUCCAUCCGAAAAAUCAUAUGGGGAUAAAAUCCGGAAAUAUCUGAAAAAUAUUGAAAUGGAAAUGACCAAAAAAUAAAAAAAUUGUCAUGUCGAAUUUUUGUUAGACCGAUUUUCCCAUUUUCUGAUUUUCCCUCUCAUAGUGCAAAGAAUUUCCCUCCGCAAUGUAAAGAAGAGAUGAGAACACUCAAGAACACGGGGAACAUCUUAUCACUCUCUCUCUAACUUUACCUAUUUCUCUUUUACAUGGAUACCUUUUUUUGGGAGAAGUAAUUUCAUUUGGAAGAAGCAAACUCACCAAGCAUUUUCUGCUGCUUCUUCUUUCUACUUUCUACUUUCUGAAGUUCUGUUGUGAGGCUUGGCUUCAAUUACAUCAGCAUCUGCAUCGACAUCAUCCGUCAAUGUUUUUGGUUACUGUUGCUUACCGUUCUCUUGUUCAGAUUUUUCACAGGUGUAUUCUUUAAUUGAGCCUCACUUGCGUAUUUCUUCUUUGCAAUCAAGCAAAUCCAGCGUUAUUAUUCACUUUUCAUUUGAUAAUUCAAAGAAUUAAAAUUGUAAUUACACGUUUUUUGCUAUGUUUAUUGGGUGUUGAUUGGAAAAAUUGGAAUUAUGUAAUCAAUUGUACCUCCUUUUUCUUUCCUACAGGAUCAUUUAGAAUUCAUCACUCAUAGUACCUCGGCGAUGGCUGAUGCUUCUUCUUCUUCUUCUUCUUCUUCUUCUUCUUCUUCUUCUUCUUCUUCUUCUCAACACAAGUAUGAUGUCUUCCUCAGCUUUCGAGGAGAAGACACUCGCAAUAACUUCACUGCCCAUCUCUAUCACGCCUUGUGCCAGAAAGGAAUCUACACUUUCAUCGAUGAUGACAAGCUUGAGAGAGGCGAAGUCAUAUCUUCUGCCCUUGUUGAAGCUAUUGAGAACUCCAUGUUUUCUAUCAUUGUUUUGUCAGAAAAUUAUGCAUCCUCUAGGUGGUGUUUAGAGGAGCUUGUAAAGAUACUGGAAUGCAAGGAAAACAAGGGACAGACGGUUCUCCCAAUUUUUUACCAUGUGGAUCCGGCGGAUGUGCGAAAACAGAGGGGAAAAUUUGGAGAAGCCUUAGCAAAACAUAAAAAAAAUAUGGAGAAUAUGGAGAGGGUGAAGAUUUGGAAGGAUGCUCUCACUAAAGUUGCAUAUUUAUCAGGCUGGGAUUCACAGAAUAAGAAUGAGUUGCUGCUGAUCAAGGAAGUGGCUGAGAAUAUUUGGAAUAAAUUGCUCAGCACAUUAACAAGUGAUACUGAGGAUCUGGUUGGGAUAGAUUCUCAUAUUCAAGAAGUGGAAACGUUGUUAUGUUUAGAGGCAGAUGAUGUUCGCAUGGUUGGAAUUUGGGGUAUGGGCGGAAUAGGGAAAACUACCCUUGCUAGAGCUAUUUAUAAAAAAAUUUCUGACAAAUUUGAAGAUCGUUGCUUUCUUGAUGAUGUAGCAGAUUUGGCAAGAAAAGGUCAAGAUUUAAAGAAGCUACUUCUUUCAAAUGUAUUGAGGGAUAAAAAUAUUGAUGUGACAGCCCCUUCGUUGAAGGCAAGAUUACACUUCAAAAAGGUCCUUAUUGUUAUUGAUAAUGUGAACAACCGAGAAAUAUUAGAAAAUUUAGUGGGAGGGCCUAAUUGGUUUGGUCCAAAAAGUAGAAUCAUUAUAACGACUAGGGAUACACAUUUGUUGGCCGCAUAUGGUGUGAAUGAUGUAUAUGAGGUCCAGAAAUUACAGGAUGAAAAAGCUACUAAGCUCUUCAACCAUUAUGCCUUCAGAAAUGACACCCCUUCAAGAGAUGUUAUAGAGCUUAUUGAUCAUGUCAUUGCUUACGCUCAAGGCCUUCCACUGGCUCUUAAAGUUUUAGGUUCUUCUUUAUGUAAGAAAAGCAAAGAUGAAUGGUUGUGUGAAUUGAAUAAACUACAAAAAAUCCCUAAUAUGGAAAUUCAAAACGUGCUUCAAACAAGUUUUGAUGAGUUAGAUUAUUAUCAGCAAAAUUUAUUUCUAGAUAUUGCAUUUGUUUUUUGGGGGGAGUUGAAAGAUUUUGUAAUAGAUAUACUAAAUAGUUGUGGCUUUUUCCCCAUUAGUGGAAUAAGAACUCUCAUUGACAAGUCACUCAUAAGUUAUAUUGAUGAUCAGCUGCAUAUCCAUGAUUUACUUAUAGAAAUGGGUAAGGAAAUUGUUCGCCAAACAUUUCCUGAAGAGCCUGGCAAACGCAGCAGAUUAUGGAUGCAACAAGAUAUCUGUCAUGUAUUAGAAAACCUUACGGGAACUGAAAAGGUUGAAGUUAUAGACCUUGAUUUGCACGGCUUAAAGGAAAUACGAUUUACCACUGCAGCCUUUGCCAAGAUGACUAAACUUAGAGUGCUUCAAAUUGAUGCUGCUCAAAUGCAAUGUGAAGUACACAUUUCUGAUGACUUUAAAUUUCAUUAUGAUGAGCUGAGGUAUCUUUUUUGGGACUAUUAUCCUCUGAAAUUAUUGCCAUCUGAUUUUAAGUCUAAGAAUCUUGUGUGUCUCCGCAUGCCUAAUAGCCACCUUACUCAGCUAUGGGAAGGAAAUAAGGUUUUUGAAAGCUUAAAAUAUAUGGAUCUUAGUGACUCUAAAUACCUUACGGAAACUCCAGAUUUCUCAAGGGUCACCAAUCUUGAAUGCUUGAUUCUGGAUGGUUGUACACAGUUGUGUAAAAUUCACCUGUCCCUUGGAACCUUGGACAAACUCACUCUCUUGAGUUUGGAAAACUGCAUAAACCUUAAGCAUUUUCCAGGCAUCUGUCAGUUGGUAUCCCUCAAAACUCUCAUUCUCUCUGGUUGCCCAAAGCUAGAGAAAUUUCCUGAUAUAGCACAGCACAUGCCAUGCUUAUCCAAGCUCUAUUUAGAUGGGACUGCUAUAACAGAACUCCCCUCCUCAAUCGCUUAUGCCACUGAGCUUGUUCUAUUGGAUUUAAAAAAUUGCAGAAAGCUCUGGAGUCUUCCAAGCAGCAUUUGUCAAUUGACACUUCUUAAGACCCUUUCUCUUUCUGGCUGCUCAGAUCUUGGAAAAUGUGAAGUGAACUCGGGGAACUUAGAUGCUUUGCCAAGGACCUUGGAUAAACUUUGUAAUCUUUGGAGGCUUGAGCUGCAAAAUUGCAGGAGCCUACGAGCAUUGCCAGCGCUUCCAUCAAGCUUGGCCAUUAUAAAUGCAAGAAAUUGCGAAUCACUGGAAGAUGCAGGAGCCUUCAGUCAGUUGGUAUCCGUCAAAACUCUCAUUCUCUCUGGUUGCCCAAAGUUAGAGAAGUUUCCUGAUAUAGCACAGCACAUGCCAUGCUUAUCCAAGCUCUAUUUAGAUGGGACUGCUAUAACAGAACUCCCCUCCUCAAUCUCUUAUGCCACUGAGCUUGUUCUAUUGGAUUUAAAAAAUUGCAGAAAGCUUUGGAGUCUUCCAAGCAGCAUUUGUCAAUUGACACUUCUUGAGACCCUUUCUCUUUCUGGCUGCUCAGAUCUUGGAAAAUGUGAAGUGAACUCAGGGAACUUAGAUGCUUUGCCAAGGACAUUGGAUCAACUUCGUAAUCUUUGGAGGCUUGAGCUGCAAAAUUGCAAGAGCCUACGAGCAUUGCCAGUGCUUCCAUCAAGCUUGGAAUUUAUAAAUGCAAGUAAUUGCGAAUCCCUGGAAGAUAUCUCCCCUCAAUCAGUUUUCUCACAAUUGAGAAGGUCUAUGUUUGGAAAUUGCUUCAAACUAACCAAGUUUCAAAGUAGGAUGGAGCGUGAUUUACAGAGUAUGGCAGCCCAUGUUGACCAAAAGAAAUGGAGGUCCACUUUUGAGGAACAAAGCCCAGUAGUUCAUGUCCUAUUCAGCACUGUUUUUCCUGGAAGUGGAAUACCGGAUUGGUUUGCGCAUCGUAGCGAAGGGCAUGAAAUAAAUAUACAGGUAUCUCAAAAUUGGUAUUCUAGUUACUUUCUGGGUUUUGCUUUUUCUGCUGUUGUAGCGCCCGAGAAAGAGCCCCUUACAAGUGGUUGGAUAACCUACUGUGACUUGCGAUGCGGUGCUUUUAAUUCGGAAUUGAAAUCCAAUGGCAUAUUUUCCUUCUCCUUCGUUGAUGAUUGGACUGAACAACUUGAACAUAUAACAAUUGCGUCAGAUCAUAUGUGGCUGGCCUAUGUACCAUCAUUUCUCGGCUUCUCUCCUGAGAAAUGGAGUUGCAUUAAGUUUUCAUUUCGUACGGACAAGGAGUCCUGCAUUGUGAAGCGUUGCGGAGUUUGUCCUGUGUACAUUAGAAGUAGCACCCUUGAUGACGCAGAAAGUACCAACGCACAUGCCUACGACCUAGAAUGGUUUGAGAGGCAGCCAAACCCUUCCAUAUCCAACAUUAAGAUUCGUUCUUUGGUUUUCAUCGCUAUUCUUAGCUUCUUGCUUCUUGUUCGCAUUUUUUAUUGGGCUCCAUGUCAGAUCCCACCACUUGUCGAUGCUCUAUUUUGGAUCCCACCACUUGUCGAUGCUCUAUUUUGGAUCUCAACACUUCUGGGAGGCGUGGUACUCUUGCUUUUUAUCCUAUAUAGCUUAUAGGAACAUAUUAUUUGUACAUUAUAUAUAUAUACACUUAUUUUCAAAGUGAAAACAUGUCUUCCAUUGGUUAUAUAUUUGCCUUUCCUCC